AUGGCCGCUUCCACCUCUGCGUCGGCGAUGGACGACCACGAGUCGGAAAGGGACUACAGGGCGGACCACAGUCCGUCACGCUUUACAGCAGUUAAUGGAAAGGAUCUUUUGCUUUCCGGCGGAGGUUCUGCAACUACCCCCAACGGGUCAUCGAACAACCAGGAGCAGCGAGAUGUCUCUGAAGGCUGGAAAAGGCAUAUUCAUGAGGAUACGUUGCCUCGGCACGACGAUCGAACCCGUGAAAACGGCACUACAGAACAUGAGCAAGAUGAUCAACGGUCGCAGCGCUCGCUGUCACGCGGUGGAUCUCCCAUAAGCAGGAGCAAAAGGAAGCGGUCAGAAUCCGACGAGCAAGGGGAUGAUUAUAUGUCACAGGAGGGGCCCAGAAGCCCGGCUUCUCGCCUAGAUGAAAGUAUAGAUGGUGCGACGCAGCCGCCCACGUCAAACGGCAAUCCAGCCAUCCACAGCGAUCGUGAGCUCAAAAGCAAUUCCGCUGCUGCGGUGAAUCUAAGAUCGGAGGACAAAGAGGCUUCAAGGGCAUCAUCAACCAAUGCUAGCUGGCAUGAUUAUGACUCGCAGUUGAUUAACCAAGCCCAGCGUGCGCAGCAAAUUGACGCCUCAGAUGCUCAGCUGGCAGAAGCACUCCAGCGCGAAGCUCAUGGCCAAGAUGCAACUCAGAAGGACUGGGGCGUGAUUCAUCGCACAGGAGAAGUACAGCUACACAGUGACCACCCUUCACCAGUAUCUGCUUUCGCUCAAGAACGGCAACAGACGGCUGUGCAAGUUGCGCCAAAAAGAAAGCGUAACAACUGUAUCAGGGGCGGCUUCCUCUGUGAGGGCUAUUCCUCCAGGAGUACAUGGCAAAAACCUUCCAACGCAAAGACGCCCGUUCCGCUUCAAUCAAAGGAUGGGUAUGCCGAUAUCGGUAGCCAAUACAUACAUGAAGUCAGCCAACACCACGACCGCCAACAUAACCUGAAUGAUCAGCUUGAAGCCGGCAAGAUAAGGCCAAUCAUUGUCGACGAGGGUGACCGAUCCACAUCCCAGUUCAAUUCGAGCCCAACAGGCCCCACGUCAAAUCGCGGCUCUUGGUCCAAGCGAAAUUGGCCAGGCACGGCGCAUCCCGCCUAUAUCCCCGAGCACAUUCCCAAAUCGGAUUACCGUGAGGUACCCUCGAUUCAUGAAUUACCCCGUGAAGGACACCCGAAGACCGAUUAUCAGAUCGUUCCACCCAUCCGAGAGCUUUCCCACACACAUGGAAAACAGGGCGUCUCGUUAUUUCAGAGUGGUAUUGAUCAGCGGCCAACCAUUGCCAGUACUAUAGACACGACCAGUCCGCAAGCACAAGCGCGGAUGGCUCUAAGUAUUGAACAUCAACUGUCUACUCGUACCGUGUCUGGCGAGGAAACGGAAAAGGAUAAAAUGAUUAGGGGUGAGCUCUACAGACCAUUUGAUGUCCACCUUGUUGAGGAACGUGAGCGAUGUAGAACGGCACUAUGGCGGUUCAAUAGCGCAUGCAAUCCUGUCUCGGGGCUCAACGCAAAGGAGCAGAAUCGUCUUCUGAAGGAAGUUCUGGUACCACAUAGCUCACCAGUUGGCUCGCCGUCGGGCGUCUCCUCGCCUCGGGCAACAGGGACAAUUGGGCAAGGAGCUCUUGUUGAGGCACCCUUCCAGUGCCACUAUGGGUACAACAUUCAUAUUGGGGAGGAUGUGAUGGUAUCCGAGAGCUGCCUAUUUGUGGAUGACUGCCCUAUCACCAUCGGCGCUCACACAUGGAUAGGCCCCAAGGUUACUAUCCUUAGCUCAAUGGCUCACGCGAAUAUGCAGGAACGGAAAGGCACGCAAAGUCGCUAUCAGGGGCGACCUGUUACAAUUGAAGAAGACUGUUAUGUUGGUGCUGGUUGCAUCAUUUAUCCUGGUGUUCGUCUUCGACGCGGGGCAUAUGUCGCUCCGGGGGAAAUAGUCAAAUCCGACAUUGUAGCUUAUGGUUUCCAGGGUCUCAAACCAAGCUACAUGUGA
This is a messenger RNA of Aspergillus affinis, 2019 nucleotides long. RefSeq names its product putative Zn(II)2Cys6 transcription factor. NCBI's taxonomy places the organism in Eukaryota, Fungi, Ascomycota, Eurotiomycetes, Eurotiales, Aspergillaceae. The transcript has 2 exons. The record is from RefSeq and is a predicted model, not a curated record. Gene Ontology annotation, molecular function: acetyltransferase activity. The coding region runs from base 1 to 2019 and encodes 672 amino acids.